Molecule: messenger RNA, 475 nt
Organism: Cyprinodon variegatus (sheepshead minnow)
Lineage: Eukaryota; Metazoa; Chordata; Actinopteri; Cyprinodontiformes; Cyprinodontidae
Gene: dynll1
Product: dynein light chain 2, cytoplasmic-like
Exons: 3
Coding region: 151-420 (89 amino acids)
Biological process (GO): cilium assembly; microtubule-based process
Cellular component (GO): cytoplasmic dynein complex
Molecular function (GO): dynein intermediate chain binding; dynein light intermediate chain binding
Source: RefSeq, a predicted model, not a curated record
CAAGCUAGCAGAAUGCAACUGCCACACACCCACAUCACUUUUGUGUCAACCACUUCGCGGGAGUUGUCGCUCCAGGAGCAAUCUGACACCAUACAAUCAACCAUUUAGCACCAUUCAUCGCUUGAUACGUUCCAACUAAAGGGCAACGCCAUGUCUGACAGAAAGUCAGUGAUAAAGAACGCCGACAUGUCGGAGGACAUGCAGCAGGACGCCGUGGAGUGUGCCACACAGGCCCUGGAAAAGUAUAACAUCGAGAAAGACAUUGCAGCUUUCAUUAAAAAGGAGUUUGACAAGAAAUAUAACCCUACGUGGCACUGCAUCGUUGGGAGAAAUUUUGGGAGUUACGUUACUCAUGAGACCAAGCAUUUCAUUUACUUCUACCUGGGUCAGGUAGCCAUCUUGCUGUUUAAGUCCGGCUGAGGGAUGUCUGCAUUUCCCCAAACCCCAACUGACCACACAAUACUGACGGAGCUCA